This is a messenger RNA of Zea mays, 1233 nucleotides long. RefSeq lists its product as uncharacterized. The transcript has a single exon. NCBI's taxonomy places the organism in Eukaryota, Viridiplantae, Streptophyta, Magnoliopsida, Poales, Poaceae. Bases 217 to 891 code for a protein of 224 amino acids. The record is from RefSeq and is a predicted model, not a curated record.
CUGCCCGCCUUUAAUUUCGUCCUCCAAUCAAAUUUAAAGAAAAAUGCAAAUCCAGUGAAGUAGCCAAGGGACACACACUCGGUUUGUUUCUACUAACACCACCCUCUCUCUAUAUAAGCCCACGCACAUUGUGCUUGUGCCAAAGCAGUCCAAACACGCAACGCAACACUCGCCUUCCCCUCCCAACCCUCCGAACCGAAGCAGCAAAGCUAGACGAUGACGCUGACGAUCCCGGACGAGGUGCGCGCCAAGGCGGAGGUGUACGUGGGCGACGCGGCGGGGCAGGAGAAGACGCGGCUGCUCCUCCAGGAGACGGGCCUCCCGAGCGGGCUGCUCCCGCUGCGGGACAUCAUCGAGUGCGGCUACGUGGAGGAGACGGGCUUCGUGUGGCUCCGGCAGCGCCGCAAGGUGGACCACUACUUCGCCAAGGCCGGCCGCCACGUGUCCUACGGCGCCGAGGUGUCGGCGGUGGCCGACAAGGGCCGGCUCAAGAAGAUCACGGGCGUCAAGGCCAAGGAGAUGCUGCUGUGGGUCACCCUCCACGAGAUCUGCGUCGACGACCCGCCCACGGGUAAGCUCCACUGCAAGGCCAUCGGCGGCCUGUCCCGCAGCUUCCCCGUCGAGGCCUUCGAGGCCGAGGAGCCGGCGCCGCCCGGAGCCGGCGGUGUCGUUCCCAGGGACGCGGAGGAGGAGGAGGAGGUGGAGAAGGAGGAGGGGGAGGGGGACAAGAACCCGGAGCAGGAAGCGGCGGCCGAGAAAGACGGCGACGCCCCCGCUGCCGCUCCAGCCCCUGAGGAAGCAGAGAGCAAGGCCGAGGAGAAGGCCGACAAGGAGGUGAGCUCGGCCGAUCCGGCGGUGGUGCACGCCGAGGCGCUGGCCGCCAAGAACUGAUCAUCGCGGACGAUCCAUAUGGGAUGCAUCCAGCAGCCGUACGUGCACGGCGUACCUACCUACCCACCGGGCCAUGCCCAUUAUUACUAUUUACUACGUACUACUGUGUCGUCUCGUCUGUCGCAUUAUAUUCCUUAUUAUUAUUCACAGCAACCACAUCGUCGAGACCAACCAACUCAAGGGAAGCACAAACCUCCAAUUCCAUUCAGAAUAAUCAUCCACGCAUCAUGCUAUAUAUGUACCCUCUUUUAUUUUUUUCUCUCUCUUUUAAACUUGCUGCUGUUAUUUGUUAUUUGAAUUAAAGUUACGUAUACCGUAUACGUACGUCAAAGAGUACGAUCA